Messenger RNA from Auanema sp. JU1783, 2352 nucleotides. The record is from the annotation of a GenBank genome assembly. NCBI's taxonomy places the organism in Eukaryota, Metazoa, Nematoda, Chromadorea, Rhabditida, Rhabditidae.
AUGUCUCGAAGAGAACGAACCAAAAGAGGACGUUGGGAAACAUAUAAUCCUGAGUUCAACACAGAAGAAGGACAGUACUCAAACAGCAGUGUCGAUAAGGCAACGUCCAAAGAUCCCGCUGCUCCAAUACCAAAAGCAGCUUCACAAAACUUAAGUUCUGAGCCUGUGGGAGUUUCGACCGAUGAGUUUGGUGCAAAGGAUUACAGGAGGGAUAUGCCCCUUAAAAAUGAUUAUAACUCUCGGCCUUUGUGGGUAGCUCCUGACGGACAUAUUUUCCUGGAAUCUUUCAGUCCGGUGUAUAAGCAUGCUCGUGAUUUUCUCAUUGCUAUAUCAGAGCCUGUUUGUCGUCCCGAGUUCAUCCAUGAGUACCAGCUUACAGCUUAUUCUUUAUAUGCCGCAGUAUCUGUGGGACUACAAACAAAUGACAUUAUAGAAUACUUGGAAAGAUUGAGCAAGUCUACCUUGCCCAAAGGAAUUGUAGAAUUUAUAAAGAUGUGUACACUUAGUUAUGGUAAAGUUAAGUUAGUUCUCAAACACAAUCGGUAUUUCGUUGAAUCGAGACAUUCCGACGUUAUCCAGAAGUUGUUGAAAGACUCCGUAAUUCAAUCAUGUAUCCUAGAAGCUAAGAAACCUGUUGAGCAGGAGCAGAUCACCGUAGAAAAAAUUCGCUUCCCUAAUGAGCAGACAAAGGAGAAUGAAGCUAAGUCAGAUGAAGUUCCUGAAGAUAUUGAUCAGUUAUAUGGAAAAUUGGAUGGUGAUGACGAAGAUGAUGCUGAAAUCCGCAGUCUUCAAUUACUAACGUUCGAAAUCAAGCAGGAGUCUAUUGAAACUGUACAAAAAAGAUGCAUCGAGCUGGAAUACCCUCUGCUUGCUGAAUAUGAUUUUCGUAACGAUACUCUUAACCCAAAUUUGGGAAUCGAUCUCAAACCAUCAACUACACUCCGUCCUUACCAAGAAAAAAGUUUGAGGAAAAUGUUCGGUAACUGUCGUGCUAGAUCUGGAGUCAUUGUACUACCUUGCGGUGCGGGUAAAACACUUGUUGGUGUAACUGCCGUAACAACUGUGAAUAAACGUUGUUUGGUUCUUGCUAAUUCCAAUGUGUCUGUAGAACAGUGGAGGGCUCAAUUUAAGUUAUGGUCAACAAUUGGCGACAAGCAAGUUCUGAAAUUCACACGUGAAAGUAAAGCACCGAUUCCAACGGGUCCAGAAGCAAAAAAGCCUGUGGUAUGUAUCAGCACAUAUUCUAUGGUUGCUUAUGCCGGUAAAAGAACUUAUCAAGCUGAAGAAGCAAUGAAGUUCAUUGAAAGUCAGGAAUGGGGUCUACUCUUGUUAGAUGAAGUACAUACUAUCCCCGCGAAAAUGUUCAGAAGAGUUCUAACAAUCGUCCAGGCUCAUUGCAAGUUAGGGUUAACAGCCACCUUGGUUCGAGAAGAUGACAAAAUUACCGAUUUGAACUUCUUGAUUGGACCCAAAAUAUACGAAGCAAAUUGGAUGGAACUUCAAAAAGCUGGCCAUAUUGCUAAAGUACAGUGUGCUGAAGUGUGGUGUCCAAUGACAUCAGAAUUUUAUUCCUAUUACUUGAGAGCUCAAAUAGCACGUAGACUUCUCCUAGCUGUUAUGAAUCCUAAUAAGUUCCGAAUUUGUCAGUUCCUAAUCAAAUACCACGAGAGGAGAAACGAUAAAAUUAUUGUUUUCUCUGAUAACGUCUUCGCGUUGAGAAGAUAUGCCAUUGAGAUGAACAAGCCAUUCCUUUAUGGUGAAACCACUCAGAAUGAGCGUAUGAAAAUUUUGCAGAAUUUCCAGCAUAAUCCAAAAGUAAACACGAUUUUUGUGUCAAAGGUUGCUGAUACAUCUUUCGAUUUACCCGAGGCAAAUGUCCUCAUUCAAAUCUCAGCUCACGGAGGAUCUCGUCGCCAGGAAGCUCAAAGAUUGGGUAGAAUUUUGAGAGCCAAGAAACAUUCAAGUGAUGCUUUCAAUGCAUUCUUCUACUCUUUGGUUUCACAAGAUACAGUUGAAAUGGGGUAUUCAAGAAAACGUCAAAGAUUCUUGGUCAACCAAGGUUAUGCUUAUAAGGUUGUAAAUCGUUUCCCGGGUAUGGAAAAAGAGGACUUGAAGCUGUCAACAAAGCAAGAUCAGUUACAACUUCUUCAACAAGUGUUGGCUGCUUCUGAUGCUGAUGCCGAAGAAGAAGAUAUCAAAGAAGAGCUUGCUGAUGGAACCAUCAAAGUCAGCCGCAGAGAAACACCAAUGGGCUCUGUUUCUGGAGGUUCUGGUGUUUCUUAUUCCAACAAAACCAAAGUGCAAGCUCUUGCUGAACGUCAUCCUCUUUUCAAGCGAUUCAGAGCAAAAUAG